This is a messenger RNA of Prorocentrum cordatum, 2137 nucleotides long. The record is from the annotation of a GenBank genome assembly. Lineage: Eukaryota; Dinophyceae; Prorocentrales; Prorocentraceae.
AUGAGCCUGGUGAAGCUGGGCACCCACGUCCUCACUGGGGAGAAGGUGGCGGUGAAGGUGCUCGAGAAGGAGCGGAUCGUCGAGGUGGCGGACGUCGAGCGCGUGGCGCGGGAGGUGUACAUCCUCAAGCUCAUCCGCCACCGCCACGUGGUGCAGCUGUACGAGAUCAUCGAGACCUCCUGUCAGUUAUACCUCAUCAUGGAGUUCGCUUCUGGGGGGGAGCUCUUCGACCACAUCGUGAGCUGUGGGCGCGUGGGCGAGCCGGAGGCGUGCCGGUUCUUCCGGCAGAUCAUCGACGGGGUCGAGGAGAUCCACUCCAUGAACGUUGUGCACCGGGACCUGAAGCCAGAAAACCUGCUUCUCGACGAGCACCAGCACAUCAAGAUCGUGGACUUCGGCCUCAGCAACACGUACAGGGAGGGGCAGCUGCUCGUGACCGCCUGCGGGUCGCCGUGCUACGCGGCGCCGGAGAUGAUCGCGGGCAAGAAGUACGUUCCGUCCCUGUGCGACAUGUGGAGCUGUGGCGUCAUCCUCUUCGCUAUGAUAUGUGGGUACCUGCCGUUCGAGGACCAGAACUCGUCGGUCCUUUACCGCAAGAUCCUCGCCGCGCAGUACUCCAUCCCCAGUUUUGUCAGCCCCGGGGCCAGGAACGUUAUCGAGGGGCUGCUCACGACGGACCCGCAGCAGCGGAUGACCUCCUCGAAGCUGCGGCAGCACCCGUGGUUCAGCCUGGUCCAGCCCGACUGCUUCCUCUCGAGGUCUCCGAGCGCCCAUUUCCAUCACUUCGAGGACGACGUGCUCGAGGAGCUGGAAAAGUUUGGCUUCCCGACCGACCAUACGCUGAGGUGCCUCCGCAUGAACAAGCACAAUGCCGUAACCACCACGUACCACCUGCUAGCACAGAAGAAGCGGCGCGUACUUCGGCAGGACCCGCUCGAGCAGGUCUCCCUGUCUGGCCUCCUCGAGGCAGACGUGGCGGCAGCCGCAGCGAGCGCGGCGUCUGCGCCCGCGGCUGCCACGGUGGCUGCGGCGACGGCGGCGGCAGCUGCGGCGGCCGCGGCCGCAGCCGCGGCGGCCGCGGCGACCGCCUCGGUGGGCAGCGGCGCACAGGCUGGCGCACUCGACAGCGGCCAGCAUGUGCCGCCCUCGAGGUUCAGGCCGCGCGACCGGCUGUCGCUGGCCGCGGCGCACCAGUCGCCGGAGGGCGUGGUGCACCACCCGAACAGCCCGAGGACCGGGGGAGCCGCUGGCGUCCGCGCCACCUCGCCCAGUGCCGCCUCGGAUGCCGCGCCGAGCGCGCCCAGCCGCAGUGCCCGGGCCACCUGGGCAGGCAGCAGGCCGGCCGCGGCGGCGGGCCUGGGCGGCGCGCUCGGCGCGGCCGCCGCGGGCAGGCCGAGAUUCGCCAGGCAGUCCGCCGGCGAGGCGCCGGCGGGCGCCUCGCCGAGGCAGCACCCGUCGGCGAGCGCGGCGGCUGCUUCGGCGGCGCAGCGGGGCUCCAGGAGCGCGCGGCACAGCGUGGACGCGCUGGGAUACUCGCCGCGCUCGCUGAGCUCCUCGCUGCCCGUCGGGGCGGCCGCCGCGGGGCCGCCCCGGGGCGGGGCCAGCUCGCCCAGGUGGUCGGAGCGCCCGAAGUCCAGCCGCCUGGCGACGCCGCGGGGCGGCCCAGCGGAGGAGCUGGCGCCGCAGGGCCAGGCGUCGCUGUCGCCGAGGGCCGUGGACGCCGCUGCCGCCCAGGAGGCCGCGGCGCCCGCGCCGCUGUCCGCGCGGGAGGCCCGCGAGAGCCUGCGGGCGGCCUACGACAGCCUGCGGACCUCGUCGAAGCCGCCCCGCAUGAUCGUGCAGGAGCUGCGGCGCGUGAUGGCGGCGCAGCACGUGGCGUGCAAGCAGGUCUCGGCGCUCGUGCUCCGGUGCCAGUGGCUCGGCCUCAAGUUCGAGGUGGAGGUCGCCCCGCUGGACCGCCUCGGGUCGAUCCACGCGGUGAGGAGCAGGCGGACCGCUGGGGAGCUGUGGCAGUACAGGGACGUUUGCAGCCGCCUGCUGGCCGAGCUCCGCAUCGCCUGAGCGCCUCCCCCCCCCCUGGGCGUUGUUGCUGCUGCUCCUCCUCCUCUCCUGUUCCGCCUCCUUCUCUCCUCCUCCU